GCCGGCGUGAUUGUGCUCAUUACGCACAGCACUCGUGCAGUCUAAAAGCAGCGAUUUUCAGCCACAACAUAUCUGAAGAUAUUUGUUUGUGUGCGUGUGUGUACAUUCUACACAAUAGUACUAACAUGAAUACAUGACUAAAUGUACACCCGGACGGACGACGUGGCCUCGACGCCCGAUCGUGUCCGCAGCUUGUUUUAUGCCAGCGGUUCGACUAUAACCAGCGUUUAAAUUCCAGCGGUUCGAGACCAGCGGUUGUAUACCAGCGGUUCGAUACCAGCGGCCGCCCGGAUUAAUACUGCUGGUGUUUUAACCAUUAAUACAGACGUCGUCCGAAUCACCGUGGAAGUUAAAGAUCCCAUCACAAUCUAACUUUGAAAGAUGAUCCGCAGAUUGCUCAGCUGGAUUAUACGUAGCAAUCAUCGCUUUCCAACGUUAACACCUUUUGGAGGCAGGACUCUCCUAUGGCAUGAGACUUAGUGAAAGUUCCUUGGGUAAACAAGAGUAAUAAUAAGAAGAAGAAUCAAGUCAUUGCCAAUCCACUGCUAGAUAAAGGCCACUUCAUGCUGUGUCUAUGAAGAAAUUCGUUUUACCAUACUUCACCACGCUGGUCAAUGGGGAUUGGUAAAGGGUGGGGAAGGGUGUAAAUCGCUGCUGCUGUUAUCCGUGGCCAGGAAUCAAACUCAGGUUGUGUGAGUUCAUAGCGCGGUGCGCUAACCACUGGGCCACCCCUCCAUUCUAUGAAUAUGAAAUAUUAAUUAUGCACAUACAGUAAUGUAUUUCAGCAGCGCAGAUCCUAAACGAGUGCUCGGCAGUAGCGGGGAUCAUUCAAGGCGCUCGCGAUGCUUUGCAGGACCGCGUUAUUAGAUCGCACACGUGCGGUUUUAUCCACGGCUAAUCAACGACCGAACCCAGCGAGGGUCAAAGUGUUCCUGGCGUUUCGUCAGUCUCCGUGUGGGCAAUGCGUGGGCGGGUCAUUCGAAGAGAGGAACGGACACCGCACGCUAAUUGCAGGCGCGACCUUCAUCAUAACCAUCUGAAGCAUCGGCGCAUCAACAACACAAAAACACAAAAAACUGCUCAUUUGGAAUCGGUCGACCCGACUCGCGUCCGCUCAGCCAGCAUCGGAUGAGCGCGCAUCGCCUCCGCGUUUGCGCAUUAAGUCUCUCUCUCUCCCCCUCCUCGAGGAGUCCCAGCGGUGCCGCUCCGCGCUCUUCACGCGGCGAAAAUCGCCGCUCUCACGACACGAGACGGCAGCGCAGCCGCGGCAAAUGAACACAACGAACAAACACAGUCAUUGCAAUUCCACACUCCACGUGAGUCGCUCGCAGACCCACGCUCGCGCAUCCAGUGAUUGCGCGCACCUCCAGUCAUUGCGCGCACAUUAGCGGCGCGGCUCUACUUGUGCUCGGGGCCACGAGGAGGCUGGACGAGAGCGAGCGUGCGUCACCGCGCUCAAUCUGAGAUCCGAGUUAGACUCCACCGCCUCCUCCUCCUCCUCGGAGCCGUCACCUCGCGUCCUGUACGAGGCUCGCGGGCAGAAGCUGCGAGCGGGCGUCUUUACGCGUUCCUGCACUCGAGCCAUGGCAGCCGAGCCCUGCAGCGCGUACUACGCGGAGCCUUGGGACGGCACCGCGCCGCCCACGGGACAGCUGAACGCCACGCACUGGCCCCCGGGUUGCGACUACGGGGGGUACGACGUGGAGGACGAGAACGGGGCGCAGGGGCCCGGAGACCCGACGCUGCCCACGGCUCGCCUGCUCAUCGGCGUGGCGUUGGGCACCACGAUGCUCGUCUGCGGCGUGGGUAACGUGCUCUUCUGCGUGGCGCUACUGCGCUGCCGCCGCCUGCGCAACACCACGAACCUGCUCAUCGCCAACCUCGCCGUGUCUGACCUCGUGGUGGCCGCCGUGUGCUGCCCCUUCGAGCUGGAGUACUAUGUGGUGCGGAGGCUCACGUGGAGCCACGGGCCCCGGCUCUGCGCAGUGAUCAACUACGUGCGUGCCGCCUCGCUCUACGUGUCCACCAAUGCGCUCCUCGCCAUCGCAGUGGACAGGUACUUGGUCAUUCUGCGGCCACUCCAACCCCGCAUGGCCCGGCGCACCACGGCCGCGCUGCUGGCCGCCGUGUGGGCCUUGUCCGCGCUGCUCGCGGUCCCAGCCGCGCGUUUCUCCACGGAGACGGCGCUGCCGGCCGCGAGCCCCCGCGACCCCGUGCAGCGCAAGUUCUGCGGGCAGAUUUGGCCCGCGCAGAGCGCGCUGCUCUACAAGUCGUACUUCCUCACCGUGCUCAGCGCGCAGUUCGUGGCGCCCGUGCUCGCCAUGAGCUUCUGCUACGCGUGCAUCGCCAAGGAGCUGUGGUUCAAGCGCGUCCCGGGCCACCAGACGGAGCAGGCGCGUCGCCGGCUGCGUUCGCGGCGGCGCGGGGUGGUGGCGCUCGUAGGACUCCUGGGCGCUUUCGUGCUCUGCUGGGCGCCCUUCUACGGCUUCGCGCUGGUGCGCGACUUCUUCCCCGCGGUGCUGCUGCGCCAGCGCCACUACAUCACCGUCUUCUACGCGGUGCAGUGCGUGGCCGUGAGCAACAGCGCCGUGAGCACCGUGCUCGUGGUGGUGACGCUCAAGCCAGACGCUCUGCUCGCGCACGCGCUGCGGCCCUGCCUGCGACGGGGGCCGAGCGGCCGCGCCGCGGUGCCGCCGGCCCCCGCGGUCGUGGCCACGGCUUCGGCCACUGCGCCGAGCAGCCCGGCCGGCGUGGAGCUCAAGUGCACGGCGGUGUCGGACGCCUGA
Petromyzon marinus (sea lamprey) is the source of this 2786-nucleotide messenger RNA. RefSeq names its product prokineticin receptor 1-like. Gene Ontology annotation, molecular function: neuropeptide receptor activity. Gene Ontology annotation, cellular component: plasma membrane. NCBI's taxonomy places the organism in Eukaryota, Metazoa, Chordata, Hyperoartia, Petromyzontiformes, Petromyzontidae. Gene Ontology annotation, biological process: neuropeptide signaling pathway. The record is from RefSeq and is a predicted model, not a curated record.